AUGGCCUCAGACGGUCGAGCCAGCUCCCCUGCUGUAAGGCAGGCCAAUCCAUGGCUCCACUCCCCGACUUUGCACCGAGAUCGGCACCGUGACAGGCAGACGGCGUCCGGGUCCUGGUGCCCCGGUCACCGCCGGCUGCCCCCCUUGCCUGCUGCUCUCCCUGGGGUGCUCCGGGCACCCUCGGCUGCCCUCCUGCCUGCUGCACUCCCUGGGGUGCCCGAGGCACCCUCGGCUGCCCUCCUGCCUGCUGCACUCCCUAGGGUUCCCCGGGCACCAUCGGCUGCCCUCCUGCCUGCUGCACUCCUUGGGGUGCUCCGGUCACCCCCGGCUGCUCCCCUGCCUGCUGCUCGCCCUGGGGUGCCCGGGUCACCCCCGGCUGCCCCCCUAGCUGCUGCUCUCCCUGGGGUGCCCCGGGCACCCCUGGCUGCCCUCCUGCCUGCUGCACUCCUUGGGGUGCUCUGGGCACCCUUGGCUGCCCCUCUGCCUGCUGCACUCCCUGGGGUGCCCCGGGCACCCUCGGCUGCCCUCCUGCCUGCUGCACUCCCUGGGGUGCCCCGGGCACUCCCGGCUGCCCUCAUGCCUGCUGAGCUCGUCAUCCUGCCGCGACGACUCACCAUGUCCUUCAAGAAAUCCGCAAGCAGCCGGAAGCCGGCCGGCACGCUCGAGAUCUUGGACGGCAAGAAGAUCCUUGAGCUGGUGCAGGACGAGGCGGCAUUCACGGCGCACCUCACGGCGGCCUUUGAUGAGCUCGACGCCGACAAGAGCGGCACUUUGAGCCGCGCGGAGCUGCGCCCGGCGUUUCUGCGCAUUGCGCGCCUGGGGGGCCUGCCGGAGCCGGGCAGCAGGGCGGAGUUGGACCGCGCGGUGGACGCGGUGUUCGGGCUGCGGGAGGGCGGAGACGACGAGCGGGGCGUAUUGGGGAAGGACGAGUUCGUGUUGUUGUCGAAAGACGUGCUCACUGACAUCGCCACCUCGCUCGCAGCGGAGCCGCUCCUUGUGCAGGUGUUCAACGGCGCGGCGCUGCGCCACGUGGCGGGUAGCGCGGAGCAGCGAGCGGCGGUGGCGGAGGCGGCGUUCAAGGAGAUGGACAAAGACGGCAGCGGCAAGCUGUCGAAGCAGGAGCUGCUGCCCGUGCUCGCCGCGCUCGGCAUCGACGGCAUGCCGCCUCCCCAAGUGGCGGACGCCAUGCUGUCGGCGCUGCUGGAGGAGUACGCGGCGGGCGCGGAGGAGAUGGAGCGCGAGCAGUUCGAGGAGCUGUUUUCACAGCUGGCGGCGGGCAUGGCGGACCUGCUCGAGGCGCAGCCUGCCAUCGCGGUGGAAGCGGCGGUCGUGCUCAACGGAGGGAUGCUCAGAAAGAUGCUCGCGAGCAAGGAGCUGUUUGAGGAGGAGGCCAGCGCGCUCUUCGCUGACUGGGACGUCAGCAAGUCCGGCCAGCUGUCGCGCGCUGACGUCAUCAGCGGGCUGCGGCGGCUGGGCAUGGCAUGGGGGCUGCCGCCGCAGCAGGGCGGGGAGAUGGACGCGCUGUUCGCGGACCUGUUCGCGGCGGCGGACUUCGAUAGCAGCGGCUCCGUGGACCGCGAUGAGUUCUCGGCGCUGCUCUUCGCGCUGCUCACGUCCAUCGCGCAGCAGCUGGAGCAGAACCCCAUCGUGCUGGGCGUGAGCGUGGUGGUGGACCUGCCGAUGGGCGGCGAGGUGCUGGACGGCAAGAAGCUGCAGCAGCUGGUGGCGGACGAGGUGCAGAUGGACGCGUUCCUCGCCUCCAAGUUCGACCUGCUCGACCGCAACAGCGACGGCCGCCUCUCGCGCGCCGAGCUGCAGCCUGCGUUCCUGCAGGUGGCGCAGCUGCUGGGGCUGCCGCCGCCUGGCACACAGGAGCAGCUGGACGCGUUCGUGGCGGGCAUGUUCGCGAGCGUGGUGUCUGACGACCCCGACGCCACUGUGGACCAACAUACCUUCGUGCAGCUCUCCAAGCAAGUGCUCUCUGCUGUCGCGCUCAAGAUGAAAGAGGACCCGCUGGUGCUCUUGUCGCUGGACGGGGCGCGCCUGCGGCAGCUGCUGGCGCCAGAGGCGGAGGCGGAGUUUGAGGGCAUGGCGGGGGAGGUGUUCACAGCCAUCGACACGGAUGGCAACGGGGUGCUUUCCUUCUCCGAGCUCAGCCCCGCGCUGCAGGCCAUGGGCGUCGCCAUGGGCCUCCCCCCCGCCGGCUUGAGGGAGAAUGCGGACACGGUGGUGGCGGACGUGGUGGCGGAGUACGGCCACGGCAAGCGUGAGCUGAGCCGCGGCGACUUCAGUGCGCUGCUACGCGACAUGCUGGGGGACGUGGCGGCGCGCCUGGAGGAGCACCCUGUGCUGCUGGGCCACAGCGCCACCGUGCUCAACGGCUCGCGCCUGCGCAAGCUGCUGCAGAGUCCGGAGCAGCUGCAGGCGGUGGCGGAGGAGCUGUUCCGCGACUGGGACACGCACAACCACGGCAAGCUGUCCUCCCGGGACGUCUCCGCGGGGCUGGCGGGGCUGGGCCCGUCGCUGGGGCUGCCACCGCCCGUGGCUAAGGACGCGGAGGGGUUCUACCGCGAGCUGUUCGUGGCGGCGGACAUGGACGACAGCGGCUUCCUGGACCGCGCUGAGCUGCGCGGCAUGCUGCAGUCGCUCUUUGAGAAGCUCGCCUCCGAGCUGGAGGCGAAGCCCCUCGUGCUCGAGUGCACCGUCAUCUCCACCUGA
Messenger RNA from Closterium sp. NIES-65, 2718 nucleotides. The record is from the annotation of a GenBank genome assembly. Lineage: Eukaryota; Viridiplantae; Streptophyta; Zygnematophyceae; Desmidiales; Closteriaceae.